AUGUCGACGGCGAUCCGAACCGCCGCGCCUCGGAAGUGGGGAUCCCGUCACGGCCGCCGAGCUGCGAUGGACGGUUUUUGCGAUCGCAGAGUGACGGUGAAGCGGUACACCCGGAGGCGGGUGAAGGUGGCGGUAGUGAAGGCGGCGGAUGCUGUGGUUCAUACCCCCCCGAGGGUCUGCGCGGAUUGCCGGACGUCAGAGACACCGCUGUGGAGGAGCGGGCCUGGAGGCCCCAAGUCUCUCUGCAAUGCAUGUGGGAUCAAAUACAGGAAGAGGAGAAAGGGGCUUGCACCACCCACUCCCACUUCAUCUUCUGCUUCCAAUAGCCAGGUUGGGAACGUUCCUGCCCCUGCAAUGAAGGUGUUGAGCACAGAGGAGCUGAAGAGACGGCAGAGAGAUAAGCAGGAGAGGACGCUAAAGCUGCUGCUUUUACAGCACCGGAGGCAGAGGAGAAGCCAGAGCGAGGAGAAGGCGGCAGUGGAAGCUGGUAAAGAAGUGGAGGAGGCUGCUCGUCUAUUGCUGUCCCUCUCCUCCUCUGGCCUCCUCGUUCACUCUUAG
Molecule: messenger RNA, 558 nt
Organism: Musa acuminata subsp. malaccensis (wild Malaysian banana)
Lineage: Eukaryota; Viridiplantae; Streptophyta; Magnoliopsida; Zingiberales; Musaceae
Source: RefSeq, a predicted model, not a curated record